This is a messenger RNA of Danio rerio (zebrafish), 1247 nucleotides long. It is a transcript of the gene rpp40, whose product is annotated as ribonuclease P/MRP 40 subunit. Gene Ontology annotation, cellular component: ribonuclease P complex. Gene Ontology annotation, biological process: tRNA 5'-leader removal. NCBI's taxonomy places the organism in Eukaryota, Metazoa, Chordata, Actinopteri, Cypriniformes, Danionidae. The record is from RefSeq and is marked provisional.
UAAUAAACUCGUUUCUUUAUUUCGCUGCUUGAUGUAACAACAAUGUAAGUAUUUUGUACAGAUAUUAAAAUGUCGCCAGAGCUGGAAAAGUGCCCGAGAAACCUGCUGGUGUGCGAGAAAUCAAACUUCUUGAAUGAAAAGUCUCGGCAUGACAUCCACGUGUCGAAGCACAGCUUUAACUACAAGACCUCAGUGCUGAUUCCUGAAUGCGGGAUCCUGCCUGCUAACAUCAGCAGUGCCUUCAGCAGCUUCAGCCCUUAUUAUUUAGUGCGGGACCUGCCUGUAUAUGAACUGCUGGAAGAAACAUUUCUGGAGUCGCUCGUGAAGAAAGGACAUUUCUAUGCACUCUCUUACAACACCAAAAUUGAUGAAGAUAAUUCCAUUGCACUUCUUUCCAGUGGUCAGUUCAUUUUGUCUUUAAAUAAAGACACGUACGAGCAACUUGGCUUGGAGGGCCGACCAUCCCAGUAUAAUCACAGAAAGGCUCUGAGAUUUGUUGUGACUCUUGACCUCACGGAUAAAAGCUUGGCUCCAGGCACCAAACGAUACCAGCGGGUUCUGUCAUCUUUAAAAGACAGACUUCCACUCAAAUAUGACUUUCUUUUCACCAAGUACAACACAGGUUCUGAUGAAGACGAAGUUCUUCAUGCGCUGCUGUCCCGUUACACAUACAAGGAGCACAAGCCUGUUUUCAGCCAGCACAUCCUGAAAAAUAUUCAGUGUCCCACACUUUACCCAUCGGAUAUACAAGGAAAGACGCUGUCAUGUGACCCACAUCGUUUCUUGGAGUGGCUUGGAGCAGUUAAUCUGGAUAUUAAUUGUGAAAAUGCAGCUGACAGUUUCCUGUCUACAUAUGUGUGUCCCGAGCCUCAGAGCUCCAUCAGUCAGGCUGUGGUGUGCAGCGUCACUGGCUUCAUCUCACCUGAGAAUGUGUUUGUGCUGCUGCAGGAGCUCAGGAAGUAUUUCGAUGAACCGAAGUUCACACCAUGGCUUUCCCUCACAGUGCAUGGGUUUAUGGACAGUCCUGUGUCGUGGGGAACCUCAGAGCACGGCUUCCUCAAAGGUGGUGAAAACUUCUACAAUUUUGUUUGUUUCAAGAAUCAGGACUACUGGCUACACAUGGCCACCGGUGCUCAAGAUGCCUGUCCACCUUGAAACGAUGGGCUUUGUGUUCAAUUGUACAAUAUAAAAGUUAUUUUAUUAAAAUUCAUUUAAGAGGACCAAAGUAAAAUAAAAUAGUAUAUCAA